Lingula anatina is the source of this 579-nucleotide messenger RNA. RefSeq lists its product as uncharacterized. NCBI's taxonomy places the organism in Eukaryota, Metazoa, Brachiopoda, Lingulata, Lingulida, Lingulidae. Gene Ontology annotation, molecular function: protein binding. The record is from RefSeq and is a predicted model, not a curated record.
CUCUUUUACUCCUACGCAGCGAUAGAAAACACAGAGUGCAGUCUAAGUCUGACACAACAAUUAUUUUUUGGUUUUUUUUAAAUUGACUAAGUACGUCUUUAUCUGUCCUUAAGAAGGGAAAACCCUGUGCAGGGAGUAGUGAAAAUGACUCGUGUGGUGUUAGCAGCGUUUUGUGCAGUUUAUGCCAUAUCUGUGGCAGCCGGUCAAGGCUGCGUAGACCAGAUAGAGAACUGUCAUCACUUCAGCCGCACAGUGUGUGCUGAGACUAAAUACGGUACCUGGGUCAGAAACAACUGUCCUCGCUUCUGUGGAGUAUGUUCAGAUCAAGGUUGCCAGAACUCCCGCAGUAACUGCGACCACUACAGCGAUGACGUGUGCACCAAUUACGCUACAUGGGCUCGCAACAACUGUGAGAAACACUGUCACUUCUGCGUAGAGCCCGGGGAGUGUACUGACGUGAUACCCAACUGCCACCACUACUCCAACAGCGUGUGUACAGAGUAUGCCUACUGGGCCAAUAACAAUUGUGCAAAAUAUUGUGGAUUCUGUCAAGGUCAGACACACGUAUUAUGGAUAUAA